Molecule: messenger RNA, 2485 nt
Organism: Phanerochaete carnosa HHB-10118-sp
Lineage: Eukaryota; Fungi; Basidiomycota; Agaricomycetes; Polyporales; Phanerochaetaceae
Exons: 4
Coding region: 102-2324 (740 amino acids)
Cellular component (GO): cytosol
Molecular function (GO): FMN binding; NADPH-hemoprotein reductase activity; flavin adenine dinucleotide binding
Source: RefSeq, a predicted model, not a curated record
UUAAUCCCCAUCCCCAUCCUCCUCGCCUUCCUUUCCUUCGUUGUUCACUGCUUUCGACGUUCUCGCCCUUGGUCAGACUUCUAUCUACUUCUGUCGGCACAAUGGCCGCCUCUUCGUCUGCGGACGUCAUCGUUCUGUCCGUCGGCAUCGUCCUCGCUGCGCUCUAUCUCUUCCGCGAGCAGCUCUUUGCUGCGUCAAAGCCCAAGUCUGUCCAGGUACCCUCGUCAAAAGCUUCCGCCGCUACUGCUGCUUCCGGCAAUGGAAAUCCUAGAGAUUUUGUCGCAAAGAUGAAAGAAGGGAAAAAGCGCAUCGUCAUCUUCUACGGCUCUCAAACUGGCACUGCGGAAGAGUACGCUAUUCGUCUCGCGAAGGAGGCAAAGUCCAAGUUCGGUCUGGCCUCGCUCGUAUGUGACCCCGAGGAAUACGACUUCGAGAACCUUGACCAGAUUCCUGAGGACUGCUGCGUCUUCUUCGUCGUGGCUACUUACGGUGAGGGCGAGCCCACGGACAACGCAGUGCAACUCUGCCAGAACCUGCCGGAUGAGUCUUUCGAGUUCUCGAAUGGCGAGCACAAGCUUCCCGGUCUUAAGUACGUUAUUUUCGGUCUCGGCAACAAGACAUACGAGCACUACAACAUUAUCUCGCGCAAUAUCGAUCGUGACCUGGAGAAGAUGGGUGCUACCCGCAUUGGCGAACGUGGCGAGGGUGACGACGACAAGAGCAUGGAGGAGGAUUAUCUAGAGUGGAAGGACGGCAUGUGGGAGGCAUUUGCCAAGGCCAUGAACGUAGAGGAAGGCCAGGGCGGCGACUCGCCCGACUUUGCCGUAACCGAAGUCUAUGAUCACCCGCAGGAGAAGGUCUACCUUGGCGAGCUGUCUGCUCGGGCUCUCACACGUACCAAGGGCAUCCAUGAUGCAAAGAACCCUUAUCCUGCGCCCAUCAUCGCUGCUAAGGAGCUCUUCGCCCCUGGUGCGGAUCGUAACUGCGUCCACAUCGAAAUUAGUACGGAGGGCUCGGGUAUCACUUACCAACAUGGAGACCAUCUCGGUGUUUGGCCGUCUAAUGCGGAUAAAGAGGUCGACCGCCUUCUCUACGCUCUCGGGCUGUAUGAGAAGAAGGACACCGUCAUCAACAUCGAGUCGCUCGAUCCUGCUCUUGCCAAGGUUCCGUUCCCGGUUCCGUCCACCUAUGACACUGUCCUUCGCCACUACAUCGACAUCAGCGCUCUCACAGGCCGUCAGAUUCUGGGUGCGCUUUCGAAGUUUGCGCCGACGCCCGAAGCGGAGUCAACUCUCAAGGACCUGAACGGCAACAAGGAGCGCUAUCAGAGUAUCGUCGCCAAUGGGUGCAUGAAGCUCGGCGAGGUCCUUCAGUACGCUGCCGGCAACGACCUCCAUGCGGCCCCGAACGCUUCGAACACUACGGCUUGGACUAUCCCUUUCGACAUCAUCGUCUCCUCCAUUCCGCGUUUGCAGCCUCGGUUCUAUUCGAUCUCGUCCAGCCCCAAACUGUACCCGAACUCCAUCCACGCUACUGUCGUCGUCUUGAAGUACAAGUCCGAUCGGGCUCAACGUGUCGACUCCCGCUGGAUUUAUGGUGUUGGUUCCAACUUCUUGCUCAACCUCAAAUACGCCUCGCACCACAAUAAGACGCCGCCUCUCGUCAGCGAUGAGUCCAACGAGGAGCCUUCCCUUGUGUCGCAUUACCCUACCUAUUCUAUUGAGGGUCCGCGCGGAGCAUACAAGCAGGACGAUAUUGUAAAGGUUCCCAUCCACGUCCGCCGCUCGACGUUCCGUCUGCCGACGAACCCGAAGAGCCCAGUCAUUAUGAUUGGUCCUGGCACGGGUGUUGCGCCAUUCCGCGGUUUCGUUCAGGAACGUGUUGCUAUGGCCCGGCGCACUAUCGAGAAGAACGGCCCUGAAGGUCUCGCAGAUUGGGGACCAAUCCGCCUCUACUUCGGCUGCCGCUACUCUAACCAAGACUUUUUGUAUAAGGAUGAGUGGCCGGAGUACGCCAAGGAGCUCCAUGGCAAGUUCGUCAUGCGCUGCGCAUUUUCCCGUGAGCCGCCGUACAAGCCCGACGGCGGCAAAAUCUACGUUCAAGACCUCAUAUGGGAGGAUGCCGAGCAAAUUGCGGAUGCGAUUCUCAACGGCAAGGGUUACGUCUACGUUUGCGGCGAUGCAAAGAGCAUGAGCAAGAGCGUCGAGGAGACCCUAUGCCGCAUCCUUGGAGAGGCUAAGGGUGGCUCGGCUGAAGUGGAAGGCGCAGCAGAGCUGAAGCUUCUCAAGGAGCGCAACCGCCUGCUGUUGGAUGUCUGGUCAUAAAUUGGACCACGUAUAUCGCAUGCAAUGGGAUUUGGCCACUCAUAGAUGAACUUAACCAGUUAUGACGUUGGUCUCUGGGCGUGUGUCACGUACUGUGUAGAUUUUAUAUGCAUCAAUACCUUACAAUAGAUUGUAGUUGUCUCUCCGACGAGCGUUCUGCU